Molecule: messenger RNA, 1644 nt
Organism: Panonychus citri (citrus red mite)
Lineage: Eukaryota; Metazoa; Arthropoda; Arachnida; Trombidiformes; Tetranychidae
Exons: 4
Coding region: 1-1644 (547 amino acids)
Source: RefSeq, a predicted model, not a curated record
AUGCUUUCAAGUUCAGUUAAAAGACCAAAAAACUACCGUAACGUUGUUCCAGCUUGGCAAAAAACGUUGGUUGAAUUCUUGAACAUGAAAGGAGUAAAAACAACCGUGGAAAAAACUACUAGGAAGAAUUCAAGAAAGCCCGUUGCCAUAAAAAAGAAAAAGGGUAAAUCGUUACAACUAAUAGAUCUUGUAGACUCGCUUCCUGAUACUUGUGAAAGUUACAAUAUUUUCGUUCUUGUGAUUUCUGUGAAUGCAAUUGACGAUGGCUUGAUUCCAUGUAUCAUCAUUGUAGACAAAGAGAAAAUUCAAUCAAUUAUGAACGUAAACACAAAUGGAUUUAUCAAGUUCGAGAUCAGCGAGAAAAAGUUUUCUGGUAAAGUAGCUGCUAUUUCAGCAUCUAGAACUCAACUUGAAAAGGUGUUAACUGAGUUUAUUUCAAAACGUGAAAAGUUGAUUGAUGUAACAUUGAUUGAGCAAGAUAAAUUGAUAUACUCAUGUACCUCGGUGAUACCUAUCGAACAAGCAUUAGAAUCAGAGAUUCUAGUAAUAGCUCUUCAACAUCUCUUGAAAGAAAACGAAAACCUUAAUCAAGAUCUUGGAGACAUCGACCAAACGUUGAUAGAGCAACAAGAAGAGAUGGGAAACACAACGAGAAUUUAUCAUGAUAACGGAGAAGCUACUUCAUCAAGAACCGAAGAAUUCUACGAGGUUGACACUUUAGUCGAUCCAUGUACAAGUAACAAUGAUGAUACAGGUUUUCUUGAUGGUAACCCGAUCGUGACCGAGCAUCAAACAGAUGGAAAAGAGAGAAUGAAAACCAGGAAAUCUAGAAUCAAGAAAUACUUUGCUGAUAAUAAGCUUAUGGCUAGAAUCAAGAAUGCUGCUAUAGCGAAGAAAAAACAGAAAGACGAUAAUCUUAAAACAUCGUUAAGUUUCCUUAAGCAAAUGAUUCCAACAAUGAGAUCAACAAAGCCUUAUAAGCCCGUAUUCGAGCACAUGUUACAGGCCAUCAUGAACCUUGAUAGUAAAAUUGACGCAAAUGAGAAAACAAAAUCGAGAAAUGCUGGUUAUACGAUUGAAAAGAAAAUUGAGGUUAAGAAACUCAAAGAUAAGGAUAUCGUUUCGAUAGAUGGAAAGAUUGAGGUACCUUUAUCCAGUUAUGGUUAUUGUAUUCAAGCCGACACCCCUCAUCUCAUUGUAUCAAGAUUCUUUAGAAAAUGUAUAUCUCGAGAAUUGAAACAAGGAAGCGAGCUAAGUGAUUCAUUAUCACUAGAUAACUUUAUUUAUAAAAUUGGAUCUGAAACCUUGACUGGUAAAGAGAGACUCGAUGAUGGGCAGCAAAUCAUUGAUACAAUAAUAAAUCAUGCUCAUCAAGUACUUGAACAAGAAUAUGUCAACUUCAAGGAGUAUCGAGAAUGUGUUACGCAAAUAGCAAAAGCAAUUUAUGACACGAAUCGUGAAGACAGGAAAAGGCCAAGCUAUAACGAAAUGGAGCCAACGAUUAACAAAAGGAAAAAAAUUUCACUUGAAUUAAGUGAUGAUGAAACCAUUUUGGGUGAAAAUGAUCAUGAGCUUGAAUCACAACAUGAAAGCACAAAUCAUGAGGAAAAUAUUCAAGAAAAAGUUUGGAUAUAUCUAAAUUAA